Brienomyrus brachyistius is the source of this 1649-nucleotide messenger RNA. RefSeq lists its product as uncharacterized. The coding region runs from base 78 to 827 and encodes 249 amino acids. Lineage: Eukaryota; Metazoa; Chordata; Actinopteri; Osteoglossiformes; Mormyridae. The record is from RefSeq and is a predicted model, not a curated record. The transcript is spliced from 5 exons.
CGGGAACAAUAAAUCAGUUCUGCGGGACUUGAGCCCUGCUUGAUGGUGUGAGGGCAAAUCGGCAGCCCCGCCUGCACAUGGCUGUUACUCUAUUAAAAGCUUUGGAUACCAGCCAUACCUGCAAUGUGAUCGGCAUGUCGUCGGUGCAGGGCGUUGCGAGAGCUGUCGGCGGCUGGAGAGCCCACAUGCUCCUCAGCGAGUCUGACGGGGACGCGUCCCCCGAAGCCCCGGACCGCUUCAAAAAGCUCCGCUCCGGCUCAUCCCUGAAUUCGCUGCGGAUGUCCCUGCGGAAACGCCUGCCCCUGAAGCCGGUGCGAUCUAACCCGAAUGAGAAGCGCAGCUGGGAGCCGGCGCAGGACAGCCGAAAGCCGAGCGCCGUCCGCCUGCUCACACGCAGCGCCUGCAACUCCUUCGGAAGCGUCUGCCAGAAGCUUCAGAAGAAACGGGUGGGGCGGGGGGAGCGUCUGGUGGUGACACCCAGUAAGUCUCCUAGCGGCCUUCAGAACGGCUGUGUCGUGAGCCCCUCCACUGUGACCCCAAAACGGGUCAUCCAGCGCACCCCUAAAUCAGCCACCAAGAAGGUGCCCCGACUCGUCCGCACCGCGGGCCAGCAGGAUAGGGGCUCGAUGUUCUCCAGGAGACAGUUGGUGAGGGUGGUGGCUCGGAGCAGCCCGUUCGUGUCUCUUGAGGCCCAAAACCACAGCAGACGCUUUAAGCAGGACAUGGACUCUCUGUCGACUGACCUCAGGAACCUCGACGGACUCUCCCCAGCCUUUGACCGGACAGAUGAAGAGGACGGAGCCACCGGCCUGAGAGGCUUCCGUUAAGACUGCCCGACUAGGGGCGACCGCCUGGGGGGCCGCCCGCCUGCAGUGGGCUUCAGGUGCCCUGGAGACCUGAGAACAGUGAGUGUGUCCCGUAAGCCGCGCCAAACACGCCCCAAGUAGGCGUUCAAGAGGGACACACCAUGCACCUCGGAGAAGAGUCGACUCAGAUGUCUGAUUUUUGGGUGUUUGUUCACUGUCUUUACUCCUACAUACAUUAGGAAAUAUACAUGCUGUGAUGAUUAAAGUGACCGAGAGGUAUGUUCAGUUGAAUUAUGUACAGGUUAAAACAGCAAAUCUGUGACUAUUAUUUAUAGCGUUCAUUAUUUACAGUAAUUCUGUGAAGAAAACGUACACCUCUGUGUUACUGGUAGGUGUUUUGCUUUAAGACUGUGUUCCUGGUGCCAGACUCCGGGUGUGCGAUUAAUAUGAUUUUUUUUUCUGUCUUCCUCUGAAAAUGCCUGACAACCUGACAAGAGAACUUUAAUGAAAAUGUAUUUCCUACCAUUUAUCAUGCUAGACUUAGGCAUGUAGAGGUUGCCUCUGCAAUGUCUCAUUUUGGAUGUAAAACGUGUGCCUUGAUAUGUGACUUGAACCUCUGUCAGCAGAAGUAUACCUUUACAUGGAUUUUUACAUUUUGUGUUUGAAAAGAUAAAGCUUCAAUAUGUGACUUGUGUUUGUUGGGUUUAAUUAAUCUCAUAGAGAACCUGCUUCACACAUUUUCAGCAAUACUUUAGAAACAAAUAAUUUCUGACUGGUCACUUCUAUCACACAGUUCUGUUGAUCUGGUACUAUAUACUGGAAUAUUAAAUCCUUAUGAAUUUU